UGACAUUGGUGCUGUCGGUGCGUGGCGGAGAGUACUGCCGCGCGGCGUACUACGGCUACUACAUGUAUUGUCCUGUGUCAUGUUGUGGGUCAUACUACAACAAAUAUUGCUGUGAUCAUAAUUGGUCCGGUGGUACCAUAGCUGGUUUGGUAAUCGGGUGUAUUGUGGGCCUAGGACUGCUGAUAACAGUGCUUGUGUGCCUGUGUGCGGCGUGCAACAAGAAUAGGCACACGAGAGGACGAGUUGUCUAUCCUAGCAACCAACAACCAACUGUGGCUAUUGUCAAUACCAACACCCAUACAGGUCAUGGAUCUGCCUACCCUCAACAAGGAACGAUUCAACCUCAUCCUCCUUUUCCUCCUCAAGGACCAGCCUAUCCUCCUCAAGGACCAGCAAAUCCUCCUCAAGGACCAGCCUAUCCCCCGCCUCCACCAGGUUACAACCCUCAAGGACCAGUCUAUCCCCCGCCUCCACCAGCUUACAACCCUCAAGGACCAGCCUAUCCCCCGUCCAAUACAGGCCAGUUUGUACCUCCGCCGAAAUAUUCCGCUACUUAAAGAUUUAUAGUUACAUGAACACUGGGGAAAAUGGACUUAACCUGAACAAAAACUAUGUUAUUUAACACAUGUUAAAAUCAAUGUUUAUCUCCGUCCAUAUACCGUUUUCUUAUUAUUUAUUGAUAUAUGUCUGUACCACCCUUGCUAAUCAGUGUGGUUAUUAAAUUGUAUACACCUUGACAUUUGGCCCUCAGAUCAUAACAAACUCUUCGAUUAAAGUUUCUGAUUACCUAUUCACGAAUGAUAUCACAUUUAUGGAGAUUAUUGGUGAUUGGUUACGUAAAACCUGAAGACAAGUCUAGACUUCAGAUCGUGUCAUGAUCUCAGAACCUGAUCAACUGUGAUAGAAUUAUCUUUAAUGUUUAAUUAAGGAAUUCAGAAUCUUUAAUCAUAGUUUAGCCUAACAAAUUAAUAUUCAGAUACGAAUGCGUCAAACGCUAAGCCAAGACGUCAUUACUUGUAUUAAGUCGACCUAUGUUGUUAUGGACACACUCUAAAUUUGCUAU
Molecule: messenger RNA, 1063 nt
Organism: Mizuhopecten yessoensis (Yesso scallop)
Lineage: Eukaryota; Metazoa; Mollusca; Bivalvia; Pectinida; Pectinidae
Product: extensin-like
Exons: 3
Source: RefSeq, a predicted model, not a curated record